This is a messenger RNA of Antechinus flavipes (yellow-footed antechinus), 1482 nucleotides long. RefSeq names its product adenosine deaminase domain-containing protein 1-like. Bases 186 to 734 code for a protein of 182 amino acids. Gene Ontology annotation, molecular function: double-stranded RNA binding; tRNA-specific adenosine deaminase activity; double-stranded RNA adenosine deaminase activity. Gene Ontology annotation, biological process: adenosine to inosine editing; RNA processing. The transcript has 5 exons. Gene Ontology annotation, cellular component: cytoplasm; nucleolus. Lineage: Eukaryota; Metazoa; Chordata; Mammalia; Dasyuromorphia; Dasyuridae. The record is from RefSeq and is a predicted model, not a curated record.
UAUUUGAAAGAUGCGGCCUCGCGCCCCAGGGCUUACUUCGACCUACCUUCCACCCUGGUCUGGGACAGCGGCGGCUGCGGCGAUGGAGGCGGAGGAGGCGGCGGCUCCGAGGCAAGGCGGAGCCGGCCGGCGGGGACGGGAGCGUCUUGUACGCCGAGGGAGAUCCGGGCCCUGGGCCCAAGAAAAUGUCUGGUAACAAUGAUUGGUUUCAGAGUCCCCGGGUUCCUAGCUUUGCUCAGAUGUUGAAAAAGAACCUGCCAGUUAAACCUUCUUCAACAACAGUGAAUCCUCCUCCAGGAUAUUCAUCAUCAGAGAAUUACAGUGUGUCAAAUUUAGCUUCUAAGGUUACACAAGUCACAGGUAACUUUCCAGAACCACUGCUUUCCAAAGUAGUCCUCCCUAAUCCAAAUACUGUUCUUCCUCCAAAGAAGAUUCCCAAAGAAUUCAUUAUGAAGUACAAACGUGGGGAAAUAAAUCCAGUGUCAGCCCUGCAUCAGUUUGCACAAAUGCAGCGUGUACAACUUGACCUUAAGGAAACUGUAACAACAGGUAAUGUUAUGGGUCCUUAUUUUGCCUUCUGUGCUGUGGUGAAUGGUAUUCAAUAUAAAACUGGACUGGGACAAAAUAAAAAAGAAUCUAGAUCCAAUGCAGCCAAGCUAGCCCUUGAUGAGCUUUUGCAGUUGGAUGAUCCUGAAUCAAGGAAUGUAGAAAGCUCAGAGGAUCAUUUGGAAUAACGGGGAAAGCCUCCCAAGGAUCAGGUUCACUUUGAUAAAUAUGGUGGCAUAUCCAGCAUCCAUGCGGCCCAAUUGCUUUAAGAUGAUAUAAAGCAUGUCCUGCUUCACCAUGAAGCUUACUAAUUGUGUUAAAGUCUUUCCAGUCUUCUUUCAAGUAAUGGAAUCGAAUGGAAAGAGCAACUGGUAAUACCAUGAGAAUUAAAUAGUAGCGAGGACAUAAGAGGUUCAAAACAUAUGAUAAGUAUAAUUAUGAGGCACAAAGCAAAUAGUAGAGUAAGAAGUAUCUGUUUCCCCAUGGUUGGCUAUUUUUUCAUUCCCACAAUUACUGUUCAGAUUUUUUGAUCUAGAGUUCUCAUCUGCAGAAUUAACUGGGGAAGGAGAAACAUCAGACAUAGUAUUAAAAUAUAACAAAGCAAAAGCAUUUUUAGAUACAUGGCUCUCACAUGAAACAGUAAGGAGCAGAUUUUACAUGGGCAUGAUAUAUCCAAUAGUCUUUAUCUGUGAUCUUGAUUGCAGCUGAGGUGGUCAACAGUACUAGGAAUGGGAUUUCUCAGGCAGCUUGACUUUUGCUGGAAAUUCUUGAUAUGAAUGUUAUCUCUGGCAUUGGAAGUCAUGUCAUGGAAAUCAAGAGAUCUGGUCUAAAUCUUCAGUUUUUGUUUCAUGAAAUUCCUUUCAUCUAUUUUGUAAUUCCUAUAUAUUUGAACAACAUGUAUCUCCUCCCCAGCAAUGAUAUAUUGAUUUUAGAGAA